Messenger RNA from Lodderomyces oxycetoniae, 1365 nucleotides. The record is from the annotation of a RefSeq genome assembly. Lineage: Eukaryota; Fungi; Ascomycota; Pichiomycetes; Serinales; Debaryomycetaceae.
AUGCUUUUAGUAUUUAGUAUAAUUCUAUUAGUAUUUAUAGCUUCUAAUAAGGCUGUCAACUUUCAUUUAAAUAGAUUAGCUUCUAUAGGACUACUAUAUGUCCUUUAUCUUACAUAUAAUUGUAUAGAUUUAAGAUAUAGUCAAUUUACUUUAUAUAAUGAUUGAUUUAAAUUAAAUGAUACUAAUAUUCCUCUUGUUUAUUUACAAAUAAUAUUAGUAUUAAUAUUAUUAAUUUAUACUACUGUUAAACAAAGAUAUACAUUAGAUUCUAAAUGAAUAUAUACAUUAGUUUAUAUAAAUUUAAUAGGUUUAUUAUUAUUCCCUAUGGUUAAUGAUUUAUUAUUACUUUAUAUAAUUAUUGAAUUACAAAGUUAUUCUUUAUAUAUUAUAACUGGAAUACAUAGUAAAUCAUAUAAUAGUACUAGAGGUAGUAUGCUAUACUUCGUUACAGGUGGUAUCGCUAGUAUCGGUAUUCUUCUUGCUACUUAUUUUGUAUAUAAUAAUGUAGGUAGUUGUAAUAUUACUGAUAUUUCUAACUAUUAUUUAAUACAUAAUUAUAAUAAUAAUUUCUAUAAUGCUAUAGAUAUCUUAAUAUUAGCUUUAGUAUUUAAAAUGGGUUUAGCUCCAUUACAUUCUUGAAGUAUAGCUGUAUAUAAUUAUGCUCCUACAUAUAUAACUGCUUAUAUCUCAAUAGUAGCUAAAUUAUCUAUAUUAUCAUGAAUAUAUACUAAUUCUAAUUUAAUUCAUACAGAUAUAAUAAUAUUAGUAUUUUAUGCAUCAAUAGCUGUAGCUGCUUAUAAACCAUUAUUUCAAAUUAAUAUAAAAACUAUAUUAGCUUAUAGUGGUAUAUUAAAUUUUGGUUAUUUAUUAAUACCUGCAUGUUUACAAGAUAUAUCUUUUUAUGUAUAUUUAAUACAAUAUUUAAUGACACAUAUAUUAAUAUUUAUAAGUUUAUUAGCUAUAAAUAAGUUUGUAAUUACACCAUCAAAUAUAUGAUCACCAAUAUUACGAGUUAAUCAAUUAAUAAUACCUAAUAAGUUAUUAGUAACAGUAUUAAUAUUAUGUUUUUUAUCAUUAAUAGGAAUACCACCAUUACCAGGAUUUUAUGGUAAAUAUUAUGUAAUACAAAGUUUAAUUAAAUAUAAUUAUACUAUUGAAGCUUUAUCUAUAGUAAUAUUUAGUGUUAUAGCUACAUAUUAUUAUGCAUUUAUUAUUAAACAAUUAGCAUCUAAUUAUAAUCUUUCAAUAAAUAAGCCUAUUAAUAGAACUUUAAGUUUAACAAUAAGUACAUUAGUAGUUAUAUUUAUAUUAUAUUAUACAUAUUUAUCUAAUAUAUUAGAAGUGUUAAGUAUAUCGAUAGUAUAA